Messenger RNA from Medicago truncatula (barrel medic), 1963 nucleotides. Its product is annotated as protein DETOXIFICATION 27. The coding region runs from base 292 to 1764 and encodes 490 amino acids. The record is from RefSeq and is a predicted model, not a curated record. The transcript has 8 exons. Lineage: Eukaryota; Viridiplantae; Streptophyta; Magnoliopsida; Fabales; Fabaceae. Gene Ontology annotation, cellular component: membrane. Gene Ontology annotation, molecular function: xenobiotic transmembrane transporter activity; antiporter activity. Gene Ontology annotation, biological process: xenobiotic detoxification by transmembrane export across the plasma membrane.
UGAUUAUUACUAUAGUACGAAGAGAGUAAUAAAAUUUGUAUGUGAUCGCAAUCAAUGACACUUAUCUUAUUAAAAGAAAACCUUAUUUUAAUUUUAACUUUAGACAAACAUAAUUAAGAAUCCGACAAAAACCAAUUUCCUUUAAAAGCCACUUUACACAAAUGAAAUGAAAUAGAACCUUUCAAUCAUUCAUUCUUCUCAUCUUUAUUUUUUCCUUCACUUUUGGGAUUUUCAUUAACCAAAACAAACUUUACAACCCCUCGUGCUUCACGCACGAAGACCUAGCUAGCUAUGCCAAGCAAGGAACUAGCUUCACCAUUAGGUGAAACAAAGGUUCCAUUAUUAUCAAGAAAUGAAGAAGAAGAAGAAGAACAAGAUCUUACAAGAAAGGUUUGGAUUGAAUCAAAGAAGCUAUGGCAUAUAGUUGGCCCUGCAAUUUUCAGCCGUAUUGCAUCUUAUAUGAUGUUGGUCAUCACUCAAUCCUUUGCUGGUCAUCUUGGUGACCUUGAACUUGCAGCUAUCUCCAUAGCCAAUAAUGUUGUUGUUGGCUUUGAUUUUGGCCUCUUGUUAGGAAUGGCAAGUGCAUUAGAAACUUUAUGUGGACAAGCAUAUGGAGCAAAACAAUAUUACAUGUUAGGAGUAUACAUGCAACGAUCAUGGAUAGUACUAUUCAUAUGUUGUAUUUUUCUCUUACCAAUCUACCUUUUUGCAACACCAGUGUUAAGACUAUUGGGCCAACCAGAGGAUUUAGCAGUGUUAUCAGGACAAGUUUCAAUGUGGAUGAUACCAUUACAUUUUGCAUUUGCAUUUCAAUUUCCUCUCAAUAGGUUCUUACAAAGCCAGCUCAAAACAGCUGCUAUAGCUUGGGUGUCUUUGUUUGCACUUUUGGUUCAUAUUUUUGUUAGCUGGUUGUUUGUGUUUAAGUUUCAAUUUGGUGUAAUUGGAACUGCUGCUACUUUGAAUUUCUCUUGGUGGGCCCUUACUGUUGGGCUUUUUUGUUACACUGUUUAUGGUGGUUGUCCUUUGACUUGGAAUGGGUUUUCUAUGGAGGCUUUUUCUGGGCUUUGGGAAUUUGUUAAACUUUCUGCUGCUUCUGGUGUUAUGCUAUGUUUGGAGAAUUGGUAUUAUAGAAUUCUGAUAUUAAUGACCGGGAAUCUUCCAAAUGCAGAGAUUGCAGUAGAUGCUCUAUCCAUAUGCAUGACCAUAAAUGGGUUGGAAAUGAUGAUUCCAUUGGCAUUCUUUGCUGCAACAGGAGUGAGGGUUGCGAACGAGCUUGGAGCUGGAAAUGGAAAAGGAGCAAAAUUUGCUACUAUAGUUUCUGUGGUGACAUCAUCAAUAAUUGGACUUUUCUUUUGGAUGUUGAUUAUGAUAUUUCAUGAUAAAUUUGGCUACAUAUUCUCUACUAGUAAACCUGUUCUUGAUGAAGUUAGCAAGCUUUCUCUUCUAUUAGCAUUCACAAUUCUUCUCAACAGUGUCCAACCAGUUCUAUCAGGAGUGGCUGUUGGAUCAGGGUGGCAAUCAUAUGUUGCAUAUAUAAAUUUGGGGUGCUACUAUAUGAUUGGAGUUCCUCUUGGAUUUUUAAUGGGUUGGUACUUCGAUCAAGGUGUUAUGGGAAUUUGGGCAGGGAUGAUUUUUGGUGGAACAGCAACUCAAACAUUAAUUUUGUGUUUGAUUACACUUCGUUGUGACUGGGAUAAAGAGGCAGAGAAAGCAAAAUUACAUAUAACAAAGUGGUCAGAUCGAAAACAACAGCAACUAAGCUAGUGUUUCUCUUCGUAACCAAAAUGGAUAGGAAUUGGAAUAUUUGUACCGGGCUUUAUUCACCAAAAUUAUAUAAUUUUUUUUGAAGGGAUAUAAUUACUAUUAUUCAUUCUUAAAAAUUAUUACAUCAAUAAAUUACUAUAGUUCUAUUGUCGAAAAGUAAAUUAUAGUUUUAUUUAAAUCCAAUAUAAAUUUUAAUGAA